Molecule: messenger RNA, 387 nt
Organism: Rotaria socialis
Lineage: Eukaryota; Metazoa; Rotifera; Eurotatoria; Philodinida; Philodinidae
Source: the annotation of a GenBank genome assembly
AUGUUUUUAGUAUUAUCUCUUAUAACAUGCUCUGUUUAUAUUAUUUAUUUGAUUUUCAAAAAGUCCAAAAAUCUUCCACCUGGACCACCAAUUUAUGCAUUACCUCUUUUCGGUCAUUUAUUACACCUUGGUAAACAUCCACAAGAAACAUUAAUGAAAUGGUGUCAACAAUCUAAAAGUGAUAUAAUGCAUUGUUAUUUUGGACAACAACUAGUAAUUGUAUUAAAUAAUUAUUCACUUAUUAAAGAAGCAUUUAUGGAUGAUAAUUAUUCAGCACGAGCACAACCAUUUAUUUUUGAAGAACAUUUCCACGGUAAAGGUUUAACGUAUGCUGAUGAAGAUUGUUCGAAAACGGCAUCGUCUUGCUUUUCUUUUUUACCUAUUUAG